UAAUAUGGAUAAUUUGUGUGUAAAACCGUAUAUUCUCCACACACAACUGCAGAAACUAAUCACUCAAUCCUGAUCACUCUGUCAAACCUAACUCAGAGGAAACCACAUAACAUGUGUAUAUAUGGUUUCACUUAAACAUCUGGCAAUUAUAGUAUUCCUAUUCCAUAUGAUCAUAGAAUUUUAUGGAAGUUGAUAGCCUAGAAGGAAAGAAACAUCCCAACAACCGUCUUAACUACAACUAUACACUGGCCACAGAACAGUUCUCAGCAUUAAUUUAGACAACAUGUCUGGUUUCUUAUAUCAUUUAGACUAGUCAUCAUAAUGUUAUGUCUAGUCCCAAGCUUGCUGCAGUUAGCUCAAGAAUCACUAUGAAAUCACUUCAAGUGGCCCAAGCAACAGACCCUGAAAGUCAGCCUGAGAGAACUGAUCAAGUUUCAGAUAAAAGCAUAGUUAUUCCCAACAAACAUGUCACAAUAGCUGAUAGCAUCAAAAGUGAACAUUCAAGGUUCGUUGCUCCUCGAAUCCCAACAGACUUUUCAAUUCAAGUCCAGGAAACAACUUAUAAUGUACACAAGUACCCCAUUAUAUCAAAAUGCGGCUACAUAGGACGGUUGGAAGUUCAGCCUCUGAUCUCAAAUUCUGGCAAUGUGCUCAAGCUUGACAACUUUCCAGGUGGAUCGGAAACAUUUGAAACAAUUCUAAAAUUCUGUUAUGGUCUCCCCAUAGACUUCAACUCAGAUAACGUAGCUGCACUAAGAUGUGCAUCAGAAUUCCUAGAGAUGACAGAAGAACUAGAAGAUGGCAAUCUCAUUUCCAAGACCGAAGCUUUCCUCACAUUUGUCGUGCUUUCUUCAUGGAAAGACACUGUCACUGUUCUGAAAUCUUGUGAAAAUCUCUCUCCAUGGGUUGAAAACAUCCAAAUUGUUAGAAGAUGCUGUGAUUCUAUAGCUUUGAAGGCUUCUAAAAAUAAGCACACAAGUGAGGAUGCAACAUCUAAUCAAGAAAGCUGGUGGUUCAAUGAUGUGGCCACCCUCCGGAUUGAUCAUUUUAUGCGGAUAAUUUCAGCAAUAAAGGCAAAGGGAAUCAAGCCAGAGACCAUUGGUAAAUGUAUCAUGCAAUAUGCCAAGAGAUGGCUACCAGGAAUGUCUGAAGAGUUGGAAGGACUAAGAGGAUAUGGGCAUGAAAAAAGUAAUCUACAGUUCACUAUAUUUGGUAGGAAGAAACAAGAGAGCGCUGCACAUAGCAAGGAGCAAACGACGAUUAUUGAAAGCCUAGUAAGCAUAAUUCCUACUCAACAAGAAGCUGUCCCAUGUAAGUUCUUGUUGCAGAUGUUAAAGAUGGCAAUGAUGUAUUCUGUAUCACCAGCACUCAUUUCGGACCUUGAAAAGAGGGUUGGCAUGGUGUUAGAAGAUGCUGAGGUGAAUGAUCUUUUAAUUCCUAGAUAUCAAAAUAGAGAUCAAGGAAAAAUGGUCAACAUGCCUAAUUCACCCGAAGACUGCACUAUGCAAGACAUAGAUGUAGUGCAACGGAUUUUUGAAUACUUCUUGAUGCAUGAAAAACAACAAAUGCAACUGCAACAAAAGUCUGGGAAAUUGAAUAGGCUCAUGGACAAUUACCUAGCUGAAGUUGCAACAGAUCCAAAUCUUUCAAUUACAAAGUUCCAAGUCUUAGCUGAAUUGCUACCAGAAUAUACUCGAUCAUUUGAUGAUGGUCUAUAUAGAGCCAUUGACACCUACCUUAAGACCCAUCCUUCACUGACUGAUCAUGACCGUAGAAGACUCUGCAAAAUAAUGAACUGUGAAAAACUCUCACUUGAUGCAUGCAUACAUGCUGCGCAAAAUGAUAGAUUGCCUCUAAGAACGAUUGUCCAGGUUCUUUUUGCAGAGCAAGUAAAGAUGAGGGCAGCAAUGCAAGAGAAGGAACCAGCACAGAGUGGAAUAAACUCUGAACAUGAUGUAAACCAGAUAUCUGCAAGUAUGGACAUUAAAACACUCAAAACAGAACUCGAGAAUGUAAAGUCCAAUAUGGUAGAACUGCAGAACGACUACUUUGAGUUGCAAGAAGAGUAUAAAAAAUUAAGCAACAACGACAAGUCAAAGAAUCCAUCAAGCUGGGGUUUAAAUUGGCGCAAGAUCAAAAACUCCUUUCAUGUAAAACAUGCAGGAUGUGAAACUAGAGAUGGACAAGAUAUACCCACAUCACCAAACCGCACUCGUCGUAGAUCAGCCCCGAGAAGAAGGCUCUCCACGUCUUAAAAGUAUUUCCACAUAAAAAAAAUCUGUUGCAAAAUAUUUUGUAUAUGAAGCAUAUAGUCUAAAUUUUAUAUCUAAAGAUGUUGUUUGCUUCAAAGAAAGAAAAGUUCCUUUUACA
Messenger RNA from Trifolium pratense (red clover), 2370 nucleotides. Its product is annotated as BTB/POZ domain-containing protein DOT3. Lineage: Eukaryota; Viridiplantae; Streptophyta; Magnoliopsida; Fabales; Fabaceae. The transcript is spliced from 6 exons. The coding region runs from base 327 to 2255 and encodes 642 amino acids. The record is from RefSeq and is a predicted model, not a curated record.